Durio zibethinus is the source of this 1886-nucleotide messenger RNA. RefSeq names its product protein NRT1/ PTR FAMILY 5.10-like. The record is from RefSeq and is a predicted model, not a curated record. Lineage: Eukaryota; Viridiplantae; Streptophyta; Magnoliopsida; Malvales; Malvaceae. Gene Ontology annotation, cellular component: membrane. Gene Ontology annotation, biological process: transmembrane transport; dipeptide transport. Gene Ontology annotation, molecular function: dipeptide transmembrane transporter activity; tripeptide transmembrane transporter activity.
CAUUAUACUGUUUUAGAUAGUCAACGGACAUGGCGAUCUCCAAUCCCUCGUCCAGCGCUGAAACUCCACUCUUAGAAGAGGAGGGCAUAAAAGGCUGCCUUGACUACAAUGGCCGCCCUGUCAACAGAACCAAGUGCGGGGGAUGGACUUCCGCUUCUUUCAUCAUAGGUGUAGAAAUUGCUGAGAGGUUUGCUUACUGCGGAAUCGAGUCCAAUCUUGUGACUUACUUAACGGGGCCUCUGGGUCAGUCCACGGCCACUGCCGCUGAGAAUGUCAACGCCUGGUCUGGUACAGCGAUGCUUCUGCCACUCUUGGGGGCAUUCGUUGCUGAUUCUUUUCUUGGCGGAUACCGCACCAUUAUUGCUGCUUCUCUUAUUUACAUUUUGGGCCUAGGCUUGCUAACUUUGUCAGCUGCUCUUCCUUCUGUCGACUCUUCUGGCUGUGAAAAAGCUGAUACCAGCAUACUAUGUUCUUCUCCUUUGUUACAAGAGAUAAUAUUAUUCUUCUCACUCUAUCUAGUAGCAUUUGGACAAGGCGGACAUAAACCAUGUGUUCAAGCUUUUGGUGCAGAUCAGUUUGAUACACAAGACCCAGACGAGUGCAAAGCAAAGAGUUCAUUCUUUAAUUGGUGGUAUUUUGGUUUAUGUUCUGGCACUUUAGCAGCAUUUUCAGUUUUAAAUUAUAUCCAAGACAACCUUAGUUGGGUUCUUGGAUUUGGGAUCCCCUGUAUCAUGAUGGUUGUUGGUCUGGUUGUUUUCUUGUGUGGAUCAACUAGUUACCGGUAUAAUGUCAAAGGGGAUGAGAAGAGUCCAUUUGUGAGAAUUGGUCGGGCGCUCAUUUUAGCUGUUAGGAAUUGGAGAACAUCAGCUGCAGAAGAAGAAGCUCAUGGGACUCUGCCUUCAGAAAGUUCCAAGCAAUUCAAAUUCCUAAACAAAGCCUUGCUUGCCCCGGAUGGUUCAAAGGAACAUGGAAAGGUGUGCAGCAUCGGAGAGGUUGAAGAAGCAAAGGCUGUUCUAAGGCUAGUUCCAAUAUGGGCUACAAGCUUGGUUUAUGCUGUUGUCCAAGCACAAUCCUCAACCUUUUUUACCAAACAAGGAGCUACCAUGGACAGAUCAAUUACAACAGGUUUUAAAAUACCUGCAGCUUCACUUCAGUCAUUCAUCAGCUUCACUGUUGUUAUAUCCAUUCCUAUAUAUGACCGCGUUUUUGUCCCUUUAGCAAGAGCCUGGACCGGAAAACCUGCUGGAAUUACAAUGCUUCAGAGAAUUGGAACUGGAAUGUUUCUAUCUGCUAUAUUAAUGGUAAUUGCUGCUUUAGUAGAGAUGCAGAGACUUAAAACUGCUCUAGAAUAUGGGUUGGUGGACAAGCCGAAUGCCAUGGUUCCAAUGAGUGUUUGGUGGCUAGUUCCUCAAUAUGUUCUGCUCGGAUUGUCUGAGAUGCUCACCAUGGUUGGUCUUCAAGAAUUUUUCUAUGAUCAGGUCCCAAAUGGAUUAAGAAACAUUGGUCUUGCACUCUACCUUAGCAUCUUUGGCGUUGGAAGCUUCUUGAGUAGCUUUCUCAUCUCUGCCAUUGAAAAUGCCACUGGUAGGAAUGGUGGAGAGAGUUGGUUUCCAAAUAAUCUAAAUCGAGCACAUCUUGAUUACUUCUAUUGGCUGCUUGCUGCACUUAGUUCCGCUGAAUUGACUCUCUACUUGUAUUUUGCCAAAGCUUACAUUUAUAACAAGGCAAGUAGACCAAUGCAGUCUUAAAUUGUUGUACAAAAGAAAAAUGAUAAACAAAAAAGGGAUGUCGUGAUCAAUGAUUCUAGGUCUCAGCAUCAGAUCGAUUGUUGUAACUGUAAUGUUUAGUAUUUUUUUUUUAAUUCUUUUUAACAACUAUAUUUUAAG